Messenger RNA from Echinostoma caproni, 720 nucleotides. The record is from the annotation of a GenBank genome assembly. Lineage: Eukaryota; Metazoa; Platyhelminthes; Trematoda; Plagiorchiida; Echinostomatidae.
AUGUUCGGACCGGCUAUCGAUCAACCGGAUUUCAGUGAAACAUUUUUUCGUUCCCUAUUGCGGUGGGUUGAUGUGGAAACGUGUGGCCGCUUCCUAUCUGAGAAUGUCCCUAUACGAGGUUCGAUCAAUUCCAGUUGGGCAGGAUUGGGUCUACCCCUGCGAUUGCCCAGUUCACCGAACGCGGAAACAUUUCGUCUGAUCAUUCUGCAUGCUCGAAACAAAUCCACUCGUGCUUCUUUGCCUUUCGGAGGCAGUCGUAUAAGAGGUAGCAGUCUGCUAAACUCUGAUCCCGGACGACCUUCCGGAGUUACCCUGACACACGAGGCUGCUUUAACAGUGUCUCAAUCGAACAGCAUAGUGUACACCGUGGACUUGAGACCUACAACCGAUUCACCCAGUUCGAACAGCCUCGAAGCAGAUGAACGCUGGGCCCAGAUGCGUAUGGAAUUGAUUGCGGUCAUCGCUAUCAUGUCGGACAAUCAGAAAUUGCUUAUUCUCGGUUUGCAACGCACCGCAUCCGAUUUGGGCAAUCGGAUCAGACCGUACGAAGUGGUCAAGCACCUGAAUAUUGCGAGCAGUUCCAGUGAGACUGGAAAACUAUUGAAUGAAAAACGGAUCAAUUGGCGGGUAUGGUGUACAAGUGCGGACGAGGUGAACAGUGCUCAUUUGGAACAAAUAUUCUCUUGGUUGACAUACGAUGAGGAAUCGAUUUUGAAAUAA